Molecule: messenger RNA, 4111 nt
Organism: Calypte anna (Anna's hummingbird)
Lineage: Eukaryota; Metazoa; Chordata; Aves; Apodiformes; Trochilidae
Gene: ARL13B
Product: ADP ribosylation factor like GTPase 13B
Exons: 11
Coding region: 867-2144 (425 amino acids)
Biological process (GO): non-motile cilium assembly; receptor localization to non-motile cilium
Cellular component (GO): motile cilium; ciliary membrane; non-motile cilium
Molecular function (GO): GTPase activity; GTP binding
Source: RefSeq, a predicted model, not a curated record
GCGGGCCCGGCAGCGGCCGCCUGGCAGUGAACAUUCCUGCGGGGCGGCCCGGAUGAUCCCGGCGCUGUUUACUUUCGGGCCGGGGAACAGGGGGAAAGCCUCUGGCCCCGCCCCCUUAGAGCUGAUUGGCUGAUCCUCUGUGGGCGCCGAGGGAGCUGCCCGCUCCUAUUGGCUCGCCGCGGGUCUGCCCUCUCCCUCCUCUCCGCCGGAGCGUCGGCGUUGCCCGCCUUCGCGCUCCGCCGCCGUUGAGAAAUUUGUCCCUCUCCGCGCGCCGUUGUCGGUAACGCGGGGUUACCGGCCUGGUUACGCGUUCCCCGCGGCCUCAGGAGACCUCGGCUGCGGCCCAAUGGGCGGCUUCGCUUGAACGGGGCGCCGCGCACGUGACCGCGGGGGUGCUGCGUCGGGACGCUGCGCGGCGCCGCCGGUGCCUCCUCCUUCGCCUCAGCGCUCCUCCCGUUCCGCCGCGGCCCUCUCGUCGCCCGGGGCAACGUUGUUCCCGCCGGCAGAGGUGGGGACGGGCUGCGCGGCCUCGUCGCGUCGCCCCUCCGCCGAGCGGCCGGUGAGUGGCGUCGGGCGAGGGGGCAAGCCGCUGUCCGUGGUGUGAAGCGGACGGUUGUGCGGCUCGGCGUGGCGUGGCCUGGCCCGGUCGGGGCCUGGUUUUCCAGGAGUGCUGCGAGGGCCCGCGGUGCCCCGGGAGAGGAGCGAGGAUGGCAGCGUGGGGUCAGCGAUGGGGCCUUGGGCGGCCCCACGAUGCGUGACAAGACAACAUCUGGGCCUUUGCAGUCCCUCUUCCAGUCAUCGUGUGUUGUUUUGGCCUGUCCGCAUCAUUUUUGGAAGCUUUUGUGGCUCUGGAUGGCUGAGGAGGGAUGUUCAGUCUAAUGGCCACUUGCUGCAGCUGGUUAAAACGGUGGCAGGAACCUGUCAGGAAGGUGACACUAAUAAUGGUGGGUCUCGAUAAUGCUGGUAAAACUGCUACAGUUCGAGGAAUUCAAGGAGAGUCUCCUGAAGACGUGGCUCCGACAGUUGGCUUUUCCAAGAUUAACCUGAAACAGGGACGCUUUGAAGUCACCAUCUUUGAUUUAGGAGGUGGAAAACGAAUUAGAAAUAUCUGGAGAAAUUACUACGCAGAAUCCUAUGGUGUAAUAUUUGUCGUGGAUUCCAGUGACAUUGAAAGAAUGGAAGAAACAAAGCAAGCCAUGAUAGAAGUUUUAAACAGCCCUAAGAUAUCAGGAAAACCUGUGUUAGUGCUGGCAAAUAAGCAGGACAGAGAAGGAGCUCUGUCUGAAGCAGAUGUAAUCGAAUCCUUAUCUCUGGAAAAGCUUGUCAAUGAACACAAGUGUCUAUGUCAGAUUGAACCUUGCUCAGCUGUCAUGGGCUGUGGGAAGAAAAUAGAUAAAUCAAUAAAAAAUGGCCUAUAUUGGCUUCUACAUACCAUAGCAAAAGAUUUUGAUGCCUUAAAUGAGCGCAUUCAAAGAGAUACAUCAGAACAAAAAGCAUAUGAAGAACAAAAGAAACUAGAACGAGCUGAGCGAGUGAGAAGGAUACGAGAAGAAAGGGAAAGAGAAGAAGGAAGAACUGCAGCUGAUGAGGAAGACCCAGAGCCUGGGAACUGUGAAAACCCCUUCCAGCCUAUAUCAACUGUGAUCUCUGAGAAUGAAAAACAAAUUGAAAAGGAAAAGAAGCGGCAAAGGCUGGAGACUGAAAAGACUACGAUUGUCUUGAAAUCUCAAACAAAGCAGGAACAAAUGGAUGCUCAGCACUUAUCAAGUAGCAGUAGUCAAAAUACAAAUGACAGUAGGCUUGAAAUGUGCAGUUCUGCAACAACACAACUUUUGCAGCAUGAAGAGAAUGAGCAGCAAGCCUCAGAAUGCUUUGACUCAGAUAACAGUAAGAAAAAAAGUAAAAAACCAAAAUUGAAAAGGGGCCACAGAGUAGAGCCUGUGAAUUCAGAUGACAUUAUUCCCAAAAAUCCUACACCACCACCAGCUCUUCCACCAGUUGGCUGGGGAACUCCUAAACUUAAUAGACUUCGAAAACUUGAGCCUCUUGGUGAAACACAUCAAGCUGAUUUCUAUGGGAAGCCUCUGCCCCCGCUGAUUGUACGCCAAAGACCUAACAGUGAUACCCAUGAUGUCAUCGCUUAACUGGAUCACAAAUACCAUUAAAAAACAUCAUAUAAAAAAAUUAUCAGGAACAUCUUUUGCCCUUGGUGGAAAUUUUAAAAAUUACAGUCUAUUGGCUUGUUGCAAACUUAAGUUUGUGACAAUUAAGCGUGGAGUUUAUUCUCUCAUACGUAGUUGAUCAGACUGUCAUUUACUUUUCAUAUCACCAGCGGUUCUUCAGGAUUUAGCAAGAAUUCAAGAAAGGUCUCUGUGUCCCUGGAUGCUCAUGUGAACACAGCAUUGAAUGUUUAUUUGGUUGAUUUGUGAAAAAUACAUGGCUUUUAACCUGAAGAAAAAUAUCAUCAGCGUCACAUAAUAAUGGAUUGUAUGUUCUCAUCAAGACCUUUCUCCAGGUGCCGCAUGGUGGUUGGUAUUUUUGCAGCCCAUAAAUGGUUCUGAAGCAUUGUGUAAGUAAAAAUGGGAAGGUUAUGCAACAAAUCUUGAAUAUAUUUUUCUAACUUUUUAAAAAAUUAUUUGAAAGUUUUAGUAGAUGUGUAGCUAAUGCCAAUAAAAAUGAUACCUAGAAAGCUUUAGAAACCAUACAAGUAGAGUAUGUUUGUCUCUUACUUUUCUCUUACAUUGAUGAUACCUGUUAUUAGGGAUGAUAUUACAGUUUAAAUAUUUUGUAUUUCUGACAAUCAGGGAAAGGGGGAAAGUUAGAAGGGAAAGUUCAAGAUUUUUUUAUAAAAAUAAUGCUAUUUGAAUUGUCUGCAAGUUUUUUUAUCUGUUUCUUUUGUUAGCUGAGUUUGGCAUAGGUAAAAAAUGCUGUUGGAAAAAUAGAGCUGAAUAUUGUAUUGUCUACUACAUCACACAUGAAAAUUGCACAUAGUAGAAGUUUUGCACUAUUUCAGUCACCAUUUCUGAUGGAAAACUGAAUCAACCAAUAUGCAUACAAGCUCCAGCACUUUUUAAUCUUGAUAAUACUAAAAUACCAUCUUGAACAAAAAAGACUACAGAUUUAUAUGGACUUAGGUAGCAUUUCCAUGUAAUGUGUUAAUUUUACAUUUUAAAAAAAACACACGCAAGUGAUAGAUAAACAGCAAGGGUUACAGGUGGAUAUAUUAAUAUUGAAAUGGUUUGUAUGUGCUGUUUCUCCACUUAUAUGGGAGACAACCAUUGGUAUAUUUUGUAAAGUUACAUAACUAUUCUACUUUGUUACAAUAUGGAUGAAACACCCAUUCAAAGAUGUUUUUUUAAGGAAGUAUUACACAAUUUUCUAUUAUGCUCUCAGUCUUCCAUAACAUGGUAUUUCUAAAAUAUUUUAGUAGAUGUUCAACCAUUGCAAUGUGUGUAUUCAGCGUUUUGACAUUAGAAUUCCUUACCAUAUACCCCUAUAAAACUAUGAGUUACAUAAAUAAACAUCUACCAUAUUAAUAAAAAUGAAAUAAUUAACAAAGAUUUGUAAUUAAAUAUGGGGGAACAGUGUUAUGAAUCUUAAGUUUGGAAUGGGUGGAAAGGGAUAUUCCUCUUUAGUUUAAGGUUGACGUUUGUAUGUGGCUGUCAGCAUGAGAAUACUUCUCUUGUAUUCUAAUAGUAUAACAUGGUUCAGUUUGAUUAUUCUCGGGAUUUAUACACUUCAAACAAACACAAUAUUUAUUGGAGGGUGAGUUACAGAAAAGUUUACUUGUGCAAUUGCAACCUUGCUAGCUUUUAGCUAUGUUACAGGGGUUUUUUUUAACUUUGAGGCUCUAAAUUUGCAGAAUUUUUUUUUUUACAGCUUCAGUUUCUAAUAAAUUUAUUACCCUUUUAUUUUAACACUAAUGUAAAAUAAAUUCAGGGAAGUCUAAUAAGACAAAGGUAAAUAUUGCUGUGGACACAAAAUUGGAGAAACUGAAAUAUACAAUGUUGAAAUGCCUGUUAUGUGUGUGUGGACAUAUGAAUCAGUUUCUGCUUUUAAAAUAAAUUUUACCAGUAUGUGACCAAAGUAAUAAAAAAUGUUUUAUACAGUU